Messenger RNA from Actinia tenebrosa (Australian red waratah sea anemone), 1963 nucleotides. RefSeq names its product glycine receptor subunit alpha-3. Gene Ontology annotation, biological process: monoatomic ion transmembrane transport. Gene Ontology annotation, molecular function: transmembrane signaling receptor activity; extracellular ligand-gated monoatomic ion channel activity. The record is from RefSeq and is a predicted model, not a curated record. NCBI's taxonomy places the organism in Eukaryota, Metazoa, Cnidaria, Anthozoa, Actiniaria, Actiniidae. Gene Ontology annotation, cellular component: membrane.
CUUUUUGCACCUGUUUCACGGACAAGAUAAAUAUGCAAAGGGAAUAAUCAAGAAAUCACUUGGCAAGACCGCUCCCUUAAGCUUGGAUCACUCGUUUCACUAAACAUGAGGUCUUUUCUUGUUUCGUCUCUUACCCUCCUCUUCCUUGCCAGCCACAUUGAAGCUGCGGAAGUGCAAAACACUUCCAGCAGUGGAAUUAACAUUACCAUCUCAAAAUCAACCCACAGUCCAUUGCCAGCUCCAGCUCCAUCUCCUUCAGCUAGUAACAUCAACGUUACUGAGUUUUUGAAUAGCCUACUCUUGGGAUAUGACAAACGACUUAGGCCUAAUUUUGGAGGGCCUCCAGUUAAUGUGACUAUAACAACUUUCAUCGAGUUCAUUGGUGAUAUCGACGAGAUUAACAUGGAAUUCACCACUAUUUUGUACUUUCGUCAAUACUGGGAUGACCCACGACUUGCUUAUAAAGACAGUGAAUACAAAAAGAGAUUGUCCUUCAAUCCAGAUAUGCUCAAAUUCAUCUGGGUUCCAGAUACUCACUUUCCGGGAAUCAAGGAUGGAGCCAAACAUGAUAUUACCGCUACUAAUGAAGUUAUUAGAAUAUUCCCGAAUGGAACUAUUCUAUAUAGCAUGAGGUUGAAAGUGACGUCACAGUGCUCCAUGGAUCUUCGAAACUUUCCAAUGGAUAAGCAAAAAUGUAAACUAAAAAUGGAAGCAUUUAGCUAUGAUGAAGAAGAGAUGACUCUUGCAUGGCAUCCCAUCAACCCUGUUAAUGUAGCAAAAGGCAUAGAGAUCCCAAGUUACAGCCUUGAAGACGUGACAUGGUAUACAGGCAAAGAAGAAUUUACAACAGGGUCGUACUCUCUUCUGACAGUGCAGUUUGAACUUGAUAGGCGCCUUGGUUUUCACAUGAUCCAGAUAUAUCUGCCAUCUUAUUUGAUUGUCAUACUGGCUUGGGUAAGCUUCUGGGUUGAUCGUGAGCAAACUGCUGCCCGGAUCGCCAUGGGUAUCACCACCGUGCUGACUAUGGCAACCCUCAUUGGUAGUGCCCGUGUGUCCCUACCUAAAGUGUCUUACGUCAAAUCCCUGGAGUGGUUCCUCAUCAUGUGCUUCUUGUUUGUUUUCUCUGCCAUUCUUGAGUAUUCAUUUGUAUCUUAUCUGGUCUUCCGACAAAGGAUCAAGAACCGCGAAGAUCUUGCACGUGAUCCGCAGCAUUCCCGUGAGAUGCUCCUUCCCGAAGAAGCUGUGCUCGAGGGUGAUCAAGACGGCAGCGGAGAACCGGGCCAAGAAGCGGUUUGGGUACCGAGUAAGCAACAAGUGGAGACAGUGUUGACCAAAACAGGAGUUGCACCUUGCAAGAAGAAUGUCAGUCGGGCAAGGAAGGAUCAAAGCAGCAUUGUGGCUCUCAUCAACAAGGUUGAGAUUGUUUGGCGAAUUGCCUUUCCUUUGACCUUUUUGCUGUUGAAUCUAAUCUACUGGGUGUAUUACUUGGCAGUAUCAGUUUCUAAAUAAAUGAUCUGAGGAUUGAACUCAGUUUUUAAUGCAAUCGGAUAGUCAAUAGCAUUAAUGCCGAUUCGUUGAAAAAGUUCUAUAUCUAAUACGAUAGAUAUGGUGCAUGAACUGAUUGUAUCUGGCAAUAUCACUGCUAUUGCUGCAGCUAUAUUAUCGCAUGUUGUAAGGUAAACUGAUCAGUGAUAUGAUUCUAUAUAUAACAGUUGAAGUUUAGGCCCAUAGAUUUUUAUUUAAAAAUUGUUCAUGAGCUGAAAGCUUUCCAAGAAAGUGAUAGAAUAAAGGUAUUCCUGCUCCAUUAGAUAAGACAUAGCAAAAAAAAAUCCUGUGUUAUUCACCUCUAGAAGGUGCAUAAUGUGUACCAAGCUAGGUCGCACUUUUAAGUGUUUGGUUGAGUAUAAUCUUAAAUAAUAUCUAAAAUCUAAAAUAUUAUUAUUUUAGCAUAGCUUUAUUCGAA